Messenger RNA from Fraxinus pennsylvanica, 642 nucleotides. The record is from the annotation of a GenBank genome assembly. NCBI's taxonomy places the organism in Eukaryota, Viridiplantae, Streptophyta, Magnoliopsida, Lamiales, Oleaceae.
AUGGGCAAUCGCAUUCAAUCUCAUCAUCACCAUGGAAGAGGAAUCAUCAAGCUCAUCAACUACGAUGGCACCGUCAAAAUCUAUAACCGACCGCUUCAUGUGUCUGAAAUAGUGGACGAGUUUCCAAUGUACAUGGUCUGCCCUUCUGAUUCAUUCUACAUAGGCCAGAAAAUCCAAUCACUUUCAGAGGAAGAUAAGCUUCAGUUGGGACAAAACUACUUGCUUCUUCCUAAACACUUCUUCCAUUCAGUCUUUUCAUUUACUUUCUUGCUUCGGUGCCAAUCUGGUUGUGCUCUUUUAGCCAAUAAGGCCGCCAGUUGCCAACCUUUCGAUAUACAGAAAACACCAUCUGGGAGUCUGAGAAUAAGGGUGUCUGAAGAAUUCAUAACACAGCUUAUAGAGCAAGGAAAGAUCAAAGAAAAUGAUGAUGAUCAACCCAGCUUGGGUAAAAAUAUUAGGGUGUGUAAUACACCUCAGUUACAGAAAGACUACCAGCAACUGGUUGGGCAAAGACUAUGGAAACCUAAGCUGGAUACAAUUGCUGAGAGGCACGGCCACAAGAGGAAAAUCUCUAUUAAAAAAAAGAAAGGGCCAAUAAAGCAAGGAGAUAGAUCGAAAGAUCUCAUCUUGAGACGUCAUUAG